ACCAUGGGCUCCUGGCUGGGGGGCAGCUCAGGCCCUGACCCGCUCAUGGUGCUGCUGGUGGUCGUCCUGCUGGUGCGUUUCAUCCUGUGGUCCUGCCUGGGGACCUACAUCGACCACAGGCUGGCCCAGCCACCACCACAGCCCCGAAAAGCCAAGCAGGAGUAG
Messenger RNA from Fukomys damarensis (Damara mole-rat), 165 nucleotides. It is a transcript of the gene Smim38, whose product is annotated as small integral membrane protein 38. The coding region runs from base 4 to 165 and encodes 53 amino acids. The record is from RefSeq and is a predicted model, not a curated record. Lineage: Eukaryota; Metazoa; Chordata; Mammalia; Rodentia; Bathyergidae. The transcript has a single exon.